Candidozyma haemuli is the source of this 447-nucleotide messenger RNA. It is a transcript of the gene HRT1, whose product is annotated as SCF ubiquitin ligase complex subunit. The record is from RefSeq and is a predicted model, not a curated record. Bases 1 to 447 code for a protein of 148 amino acids. The transcript has a single exon. Gene Ontology annotation, cellular component: cullin-RING ubiquitin ligase complex; nucleus. Gene Ontology annotation, molecular function: cullin family protein binding; zinc ion binding; ubiquitin protein ligase activity. NCBI's taxonomy places the organism in Eukaryota, Fungi, Ascomycota, Pichiomycetes, Serinales, Metschnikowiaceae. Gene Ontology annotation, biological process: protein ubiquitination; ubiquitin-dependent protein catabolic process.
AUGAACGAAGACGACAGGAUCGAUGUCGAUAGCCAACCACUAGCUGUUGAAUCCGGCGGGUCCGGUGGUUUAGGUGAAGAUGCUAAUCAGUCCGCCGCCCAUGAGCACAAUCAUGAGCAUCACCACAGUCAUAGCCACAACAGUCAGCUUGAGAGAGAUGGGGAAACAAAGAAAAAGCAAAGGUUUGAGGUUAAGAAAUGGACUGCUGUUGCGUUCUGGUCGUGGGACAUCGUUGUGGAGACAUGUGCUAUUUGUCGUAACCACCUAAUGGAACCAUGUAUUGAAUGCCAACCGAAUAGCAUAAACAAUUCCGCUGACAACUGCAUUGCAGCUUGGGGAGUUUGCAAUCACGCUUUUCAUAUGCAUUGCAUUCAAAGAUGGCUUAAGCUGAGAGCAGUCUGUCCGUUAGACAACAAGGACUGGACCUAUCAGAAGUUCGGCUCGUGA